AUGGAAUCAUCAGCAGGUUUCAGGCCCAUCAUGAACUCUAGCUUCAGCUACGCCCUCCCAAGCCACCUGUUUCCUCCACCGCCAUCUUUGGCCAUGAGGGACAGGUCCUGCUCUCUCCCUCCUCAGAUGAUGCCAGAGUUCGGGGGCCCCUUUCACAUUGGGUCCUACCACGAAGGCCCCGGACUACCUUGCCGGACGCCGUCACCUCCUUCAACGAUGGGGAUGGUUGGAAACUCUCCCUCCUCCCCCAGUGACACAGGGAACACGGAUGGUCAAGACACAGCUGAUGAGCAUCCACCUGCUAGUACAGAUGAUGAAUGCUCAUCAAGGGAUGUCAAUGGACAUUCUGGUUCCGCACACCACGACUCCAAAUCCACGGCCGACGACUACAACGGCAACGCCGGCAGCCACCCGACCCUGCUGAGCGGCCGGACCGACGGCGGCGGGAAGAAGCAGUGCCGGCACGCCAAGUCCGUCCGGCUCAGCAUCAACGCCCGGGAGCGGCGCCGGAUGCACGACCUGAACGACGCCCUGGACGAGCUGCGCGGCGUCAUCCCGUACGCGCACUCGCCCUCCGUCCGAAAACUCAGCAAGAUCGCCACGCUCCUGCUCGCCAAGAACUACAUCCUCAUGCAGGCGAACGCCCUGGAGGAGAUGCGAAGGAUCAUCUCCUUCAUGAACGGUGCGGGCGUCCCGCUGCCGCCCGCGGCUGCGGCUGCGGCCGCAGCUGCAGCUUCCCUUCCCGUUAUGCCGCCCGACGGGAGCUUCCCGCAGGGCGCCCCGGCCGGAGCCCCACCGCCCGGGAACGGUCCGGGCUAUCCGGUCGGCUCGAGGAACGGACCAGACAAGGACCACGGAGUCCCGGGCAUGUUUCCCUCUGCGGCUUGCAAUCAAUGUGAUAGGGACAAACCUUAG
Uloborus diversus is the source of this 915-nucleotide messenger RNA. RefSeq names its product class E basic helix-loop-helix protein 22-like (gene Oli). The record is from RefSeq and is a predicted model, not a curated record. The transcript is spliced from 2 exons. NCBI's taxonomy places the organism in Eukaryota, Metazoa, Arthropoda, Arachnida, Araneae, Uloboridae. The coding region runs from base 1 to 915 and encodes 304 amino acids. Gene Ontology annotation, molecular function: protein dimerization activity.